Oreochromis niloticus (Nile tilapia) is the source of this 7501-nucleotide messenger RNA. It is a transcript of the gene tdrd12, whose product is annotated as tudor domain containing 12. The coding region runs from base 430 to 4617 and encodes 1395 amino acids. Gene Ontology annotation, biological process: germ-line stem cell division. The record is from RefSeq and is a predicted model, not a curated record. NCBI's taxonomy places the organism in Eukaryota, Metazoa, Chordata, Actinopteri, Cichliformes, Cichlidae. The transcript is spliced from 36 exons.
UGGUAAAUUUCUCAUGUUUUAAUGGAUAAAAUGAAUAAAAAAUAAAUUAAAUUAAGCGGAUAUUUUUACAAUAACGAACACGCUGGCACCGUAGCGCCCUCUACCGGUCAGACUCGGAACUGACCCCCUCCCUCCGCUUUUGUUCGCGCCUUACACUCGCUGCUGCUUUUCCCCACAAACAGGUACGUUCGACCUGCGAAUUCGACGCUAAACAGAAACGAUUUACAGGAAAAAAGUUGUUUUAACCGAAGACUGAAUUUUUUUUUCUUUUUUUAAUGGUUUAUUUGAAAUUUCAGUAAAACGGAGCGUAGCUGGCGAGCUAACGUUAGCUAACUGGGCUCAAGUUUAAACAGUUGACGUUCGAGAAAAUCCGUUAAAUCCGACCGUUUACUUCUAGUGUCGCUGCUGUGGGACUGACGAAGUGAAGAAAUGCUGAAAAUAUCUGUUCUGAAGGUGGAGAACCCUUCGUGCCUCUGGGGCCGGCCCAUUUGGGGUCUCAGCGGCGAUGUGGAGACUUCAGAACUUUACAAAAAGCUACAUUUUCAGAUGAACCUCUUCUACCGCGGCGCCAAGCAGGACAUGCGCACGCUAAAGCCCACAUCGUUGGAGGAAGGACGGGUGUAUGUGGUGUACUGGGCAGUAAAGAAGUCGUGGUGUCGGGCCGUGGUGGAGUCUAUCUUCGUGGACUCGGUUUCCUGUCAAGCUUGGUGCUUUCUGGUCGACCACGGAGAACAAGUCGUCGUCCCCUCAGAGCAGAUCCGGGUGGCGAUGGAGAACUUCCUUCAGCUGCCUUUCGGGGUGCGAAGGUUCCACCUGGCGGGAAUCAAACCAACAACCCUACGAGUGUCUCUGCUUGAGGAGAAGGCAGAGCUCAAACCGUCGGCUCGGUGGGACAGCUCCGCCACGCUCUUCCUGCACAAGCUGCUGCAAGCAUCGACCCUGAAGGAAGCCGUGCUGCUUGAACCCGAGUCAGACUCUACCCCCAUCAAGCUUUACGUGACCAUUGGUGACAUCAAGAUCUGUGUGAACGACGACUUGGUGGCAAAGAGGUUUGCCUACUACAGCACAAAUUCAACCGACGGCCUGGAGGAGGGGGACCGACUUCCUGUGAUGCUGUCCUCCAGCAUCUUAACCCAGAGCGUCUCCCUGGUCUCAAACAAGCCGACAGCACAAACCCAACCACCUUCCGAUCAGCAGAGUCUGGUUGAAGCUGUGGGGGCAGCUGAUUGGCUUACAGCUCCUUCCCCGCCUCCUCAGAUUGUACAACACAAGCUGGUGAAGGCUGGAGGUGAACAUCGGUCAGUGGUCACAAAACAACAGCUAUCUCCAAACAGCCAAUCAGGGAGCGGCUCAGACGCAGCUAAAAGCAGCUCGUCAGACGACACAGACUCGUCUCUGGCUGCAGCCCUCACUAAAAACCUUCAGCUCUUCAGGUUUCUACAGUUUAUGAAGCCUGGCAGCAGUUUCGAGCCAGCAGCUCCGCAGGAAGCGGAGGUGUUGCCUCUGAUAAGCAAUGAAAAACCAGAAGCUGAGACUCUUCAGAGCUGUCAGGCUGAAUCUUUGGUGGAUGAAGAGGCAAGCAGCUCCAGCAGAUCUGUCGCCUCGGCUCCACCAGAGGAGACCCAGAGCAGCGACUGGGUCUGUGCACGCCUGUUGGAGUUGUUGAACCCACAGGCUCUGAACCCGGAUCCCGACGCCGAAGACGCUGUGGUUUCUCCCUUCGACCCCUGCAGGAGUGGGAUUCUGGUGCACGCUACCUUCCCAGCAGAGCCGUGGAUCAGUGUGAAUGACCCCGCCAUCGCAGACACCCUCUGCUGGGUGCAGCGGAAGCAGUACAGCACUUUGUCUCCAGCUGACUGUUACAGCUGGCCAGCUGUGGCUCGAGGAUGCCAUACCCUUGUUAUCUCCAGCAGCGCAGACCAGCCGCUCAGCUACCUUACCCCACUCCUUACUCACAUCAUGCUGAACUCCAUCUUCACUUCCCACACCUCCAGCUCAGGGCCCAUAGCUGUGCUGCUGUGUCCCGGCUGGGAGAAGGUCCAAGCUGUUUAUGACCUCCUGGGGGUGAGUAAGGUCUCCCAAAAACUCCACCCCACAACUGUGCUGCUGGGCAUCGGCAAGGACGAGGCUAAGAGUGUCAAGAUCCCCAAAAACUGCCUGCUGUUGGUGACCACUCCUUUCAGUCUGGUCCGUCUGCUGUCCUGCCACUGCUUCCUGUUCCUGCGGCUGUGCCACCUGGUGCUCGACGAAGCUGACCAGCUCGUCAGUCUGGCUCCAGAUGAGAUGACGACCAUCUUGCAGCACUUCCAGGUCACCUCUGACAAGGAAAGUGAUUCCUGUCCUCCGCAGCUGAUUGUUGUAGCCAAAAGAUGGACAAAUCACAUGGAGGGUUUGUUAUCCACUUACAUGCCAUGCCCCAGCAUUGUCAUAAGUGUUCCCGAGGAAGCCGCUCUCUACGGUAACGUUCAGCAGGUCAUCCUCAUGACUCUGGAGAUCAGUAAGAUCUCAGUCCUGUUGGGAACGCUCGGCUUCAGCCCCGACGUAGGCCAGAAGACGCUGAUCGUAGCGAACUCCUUUCAGGAGGUCGAUGAUGUGUUCAAGGCUGUGAGCACCAGGUCAGUUUUCUGCCUCAAGAUCCACGAAGGGUUAACUCAUGACAUCGACUUUGUGCUUGAACAGUGGAAGAAGGACAUCGGCCCCGGGACUCACGUUAUUCUCGUAACCACCGACGAUUGUCUCAAGGGUCUGGACAUCAGAGAUGCGACCUGCGUCGUCCAUUACAGUUUCCCCUCUUCUCCUAAGCUCUUUGGCAGCCGACUCUUCUGCAUGGCUGAAAACUUCAGGAACUUCUCAAAGCGAGAUCAAAUGAGGAGUUCUGCCGUCACCAGGUCGGUGCUGCUGAUCUCAGAAAGGAACGCCCGCCACGUCAUUGGGGUUUUGCGCUACCUGGAAAGGGCAAAUGCCCUGCUGCCCCCCGAGCUCCUGACCUUCGCACAGGGGGUACAAAUGGCAAACGAGGACCAGAAAACAGACCGCCACCUCUGCAGCCACCUGAAGAGUUUUGGCGUGUGCAGAAACAAUGGCAUUUGUCCUGAACGCCACCGCUUCAUCUCACAGCUGGAUCAGUCCAAGCUGCCGGCAUCUGGAGUCAUAGAAGUUGUACCGCUCUACAUAAAGACAGCCUCAGUCUUCUACGGCCGUAUCGUCGAGAAGGAGGACGGAGGCUUUGAGAAAAUGGCCUCUGAGAUGGCUUCGUACUACGCAGAGAAGAAGCUUGGAGCCAAGAAGCUGCUGGAAGGAGGACUGUACGCUGUGCAGGAGGACGAUGUCUUCCACAGGGUGAAGCUCCUCUCUGUGCCCGACAGAGGCGACCGGCUGUUUUUCAGCGUACUUGUUUGCUUCAUUGACAUGGGAAAGGAGGAGGAGGUGAAAUCCCAUCAGAUCCUUGAGCUGCCGGAGCAGUUUCACUCUCUGCAUGAACAGGCUGUAGAGAUCGUUGUCUGCCGGGUCAAACCAAUUGAUUCUGAGACCAGCUGGCACCCCAAGGUUACCAGAGCCAUCAGCCAGAAGAUCCGCGGACUUCAGCAUCGAGCCAGAGUAGUUCUCAGCCUGGGAAACACAGUUUUUGUUGAUCCAAUGGUUCGCGUCACCCAGAUUCCAGGAAUGAAAACUGUCAUCAAUGAAUACAACGUCCAGGCGGAGAUCCUGAAGACCGGGAUGGGAAUCAGGAACCAGGAGCAUGUGGACCUGCUGAGAGCGCUGUGUGAGGAGAACAGCAGCAGCAAGGAUGACGGUCACGUGUCCAGGCUGGCAGAUAAUAUUACAUCUCUGGAGGAUGUCAGGAUUACAGCUGAGGAAGAAGUUCUGGCCAACAACUUCAAGGCUCCAGACCUUUCUCCACUAGAGGCAAUGAGGUCAGGAAACCAGUCCCUGGUCCCAGCACCUACAGAUCACCUGGUCCCAGUGUGUGAUCAGAACUCCCAGUCAGAGAGUGAGGGUGGUUUUGGACAGAGAAACACUGAUAAGAAGUCAGCUGAGCAGAUGGAGAGCACCAGAGAUGGAGCCAUUUUCCCAUCAACCAGCUACACUGCUGCUCUGAACCUGCAUGAAGAAGGUGUGCAGGAAGGUGCUGAUCAAAGCACCAGGGAGCAGGUCAUCAGCACCAGCAUCAGAACAGGCUCUGAUGAUGCAUCACGAAGUUUCCACCCUCUGAUCCGCUGGUACCAGACGCACGACUCUGCGAUUGUGACCAUGAAGCUGGCAAACCCGGAGAACCAGCGCUGCGACUUCUACUCGGACCGAGUCAUUUACAGUGGCAGCGUUAACGGUCGGUUCUACAGAGCUGACCUGGAGCUUCACUACAAAAUCGCAGCUGACGUUUGCUGCUGGGAAAUGAAAUCCAAUGAACCAGUUCUCAAACUAGUGAAGCAGCAGCCGGGACCCUGGGACAAACUCCUCAGAAACAAGAAUAUAUUUGUGAGUUAUGACAUGGAGCACUUUGAUGAGGGUGAAGCUGAGGACGGAGUGCCAAAUGGUCCGUGGUUUGUGGAGAACACGGGUGAAGAUGACUGGUAUGGGAACUCAGAGAGCAGCAGUGAGAGCGACGACUUUUUAUAACAUCCUCCAAACACCGUCAUCCUUGGGGUCGUGGUGUCUGUUCUGUGACCUUUGACCUCAGUAAUGUUGAGGCUUCUGCCGGUUCAAUGGGAGCAAAUUAACUUGAGCACAGAGUAGGGGUUCCAGAUUUACUUACAUGAGAGUCCAGCUGCUGCGUUUUCACCAUCAUGUCAGUGACAGGAAAAAAAAUUUGGGUUCUGUUUUCACUUUGAUUUUUUUCCCAGUGACCGUUCAUCGUUGUUCUGAAAUAGUCGUAGUGUUCCCCCUCCGACCAAGGUUUGUGAGCUAUUUCAGGUGUCACACUUCCUCUAAAGAAAUUUCACCCGUGCAUCCUCCAUUAGAUCUCCUCCUGAUGUUUUGGGACAUAUUGUGCAAAAAUACAGACGAUCUGAAAUUUUCAUCCUUCAACAAACGGACAAAAAACAUGGAACCAAUAUAUUAAAAAAGCAGGAAAGUGGUAGUGCUUUCAGGCUGUUGCUGCUGACUCAGCGCAGCUUCUUGUACCAACAGACCGUGAAAUGAUUAGUUAGGAUCUCUAUCAAAUGUCUGAUUUAAGAAAGCUUGAACCACUUUUGGUUUAGUUUUUAUGAGCAGUUUAAAAGGUAUUUUCUGUAAAUUCAUGUUUUUUAUCGAGAUGACUUUCUGACUAAAGAUGUUUGUGCUGACAAAACGUAACAGUAGAACCAUCUGCAGGGAUAACCAGCACCAUGUACGGAGGUUCGUGGACUAACUGUCCUUUUAAAUUGGUGAACAAACACUGGGGCUCCAAAAUACUUCCUGAUGUCAGUCACAUGACGGUGAGAUGCUGAUAACGGACUCUGGUGUGUGUGGGUCACAGGGAAUGCUGUAAGGUAAAUGUAAUGACUGGAGCCAAAACUGCGUUUUGAUUUUUCUUUAUUUCAAAUUCUCGUCUGCAGUUGGUCGCUUCUCCUCCAUAGGAACUUUGCUGUUGUUGCUGCUGCACAAUAAAAAGUCUUAAAUAUAAAGUUUACAAUAAGAAGUGUACAUGUAUAAACUGACGGUGAGAAUUUAAACUAGUCUAAGUUUUAGAAAUUUCAGAGUGAGUUGUUUUAAGUUUGAAAUGAAAAUGUUCCUUUUUAAGCUUCUAAUUUUACAGAUUAUUAAAAAUAUUCGGUGUGAGCUGACGCUGCCGGCUGAGAUUCAUACAAGCGGUGGUUGUUCCAUUUCAGAUUCAGGUCAUGUUAUUCUUGUUCUUAUUCAUUGGGUCUUUACUUCUGUUAUUUAGUGCAGGUUGGUUUCACAGUGUUCACCCUGGGCUUGUUCUUCUCCUCAAACUCUUUUUGAGGAGAAGACGAGCAGCUGGAAGACGAAACCGUUUAACUUUUCCCACCGCAGUCGAUUUAAAUCAAACACUGGAUGUGACUGAAGGGCCGACUUUGAGCUUUAAUUCAGGUUUUCACGCCCGGUCUGUGUUAACUGUUUAUGAAUUACACCCAUUUUUCCCCAGAGUGACCCACUCUGUAGAUGAUGAUGAUGGUUUCAUCUGUAAACUGUUUUUACAUUUGUGAAGGCAUCGCGUGAUUGUUGACCUUCACAGUUAUACCUCUGCCUCCUCGUCGUAUUCUCGGUUUGUUAGAUCUCGUGAAGCAUGGAAAUAAUUCUGUGAUCAUCCACUGUAUUUGUCUCACAGACACUUUGGUGCUGCUGAUCUGCUCAGUGCUUUCCUUCUUUUUAAAGAAAGAUCCAGACUUUUGAUUUGGCCAAUCCUAAAGGUUUAUUUUUAUUUUUUUUUAGCCUCGCUUGCUUCCUUGAUGGAAUAAGUUCUGUGCAUUUUAUCUGCUUAUUUUGUCAUGGAAGGAGCUGUCUCAUGGUGGUUGACUGUGUAUAUAAAUGGCUGUAAUUCCUAAACAGUUAAUGCAAUACUUGAAUCACACUGAAAAGGAGGAGCUGGGAUGAAGGCGGGUUGCAAAAUGGCCAUCAGUUAAUUUUUUUCUGUUUCCUGUAAAAGUACUCAAAGUAUUUACUGUAAAUUCCAGCAUUUACGAAUAGCUUUGUUGAUUUUGGAAAGUUUCAAACUAAGACGUCUGUAAAAACGACUCAACUGCACACUCAGAAGAUCUGCACUCAGCUUAUUUUACUUUGAGCGAAUAAAAACAGGUUUAGGAAGGAUGGGUAUUCUCAUGUAUGAGGCACCAAACAGUAGCUGAAGCACCUGGAAAGCGACUCCUCUCACUCAGCACCAACUCCCAGAAUGAAAUGAUCAAAAUAGACGAGGGGGGGGGGGGUGCAGAGGAAUGAAUCACCACCACCUUCUUUUGCCCACCACAGCGACUCAUCAGCCUCCAUCUCCUCCUAUCCCAGCGUCGUCCUCUGUCACACCAGUCCUCUGCAUGUCCUCCUUCACUAUAUCCAUGAAUCUUCUCUGAGGUCUUCCUCCUUUCCUGCUGCCUGGCAGCUUCAUCUUCAUCAUCCUUUGUCUAAUAAGAGAGUUGAGGAAUGGAUGAUGAUGGUGAACUCGAUCUCAAACUGUUCUCAUUUCUUUCUUCAAGUUUCAGCUACUACAUUAAACUUCCUGGGUAAAUCUGCCUCCUGCUGGUGAAAGGUGUAGUGACGUUUUGCAGGAGGUCAUUUGUUUCCAAUUCUCUCUGUUGGUUUUACAAAGUGCUGUGUGAAACUUGUUCAUCAGUCUCCUGUACCACCACCUGCACUAAAAACAGCAAAGUGAAAGAAUCGAAUGUAAUCAAGCAUAGGUGAAGUUUCUCAGGCUGGCGUUUGUUCCCAGCAGCUCCCGUGCACACAUUAAUAAAAAUCAGUUUGCAAUGUUCGAAGCUGUAACUUGGCUCACUUUUUCUUUAAAUGUUCUGUAAAGAUUUAAUCCUCAUCACUUUGAGUUCAAUAAAAAUUAUUUGUUCACUGAAACUAA